Messenger RNA from Aspergillus steynii IBT 23096, 638 nucleotides. Its product is annotated as 60S ribosomal protein uL23. Gene Ontology annotation, cellular component: ribosome; cytosolic large ribosomal subunit. The record is from RefSeq and is a predicted model, not a curated record. Bases 99 to 554 code for a protein of 151 amino acids. Gene Ontology annotation, biological process: ribosomal large subunit assembly; translation. Lineage: Eukaryota; Fungi; Ascomycota; Eurotiomycetes; Eurotiales; Aspergillaceae. The transcript is spliced from 4 exons. Gene Ontology annotation, molecular function: structural constituent of ribosome.
CACAGUUCCAACUCCGAUUCUUUCGCUAAGCGAAGUCCCUGCAAAUAACUUGACUCUCGACACUGCGACAAUUAUCACGACAGCGCCGGACGACAGCCAUGGCCCCUAAGGUGGAAAACAAGCAAGGCAAGACUAAGCCCAGCAACAGGGCUGGUGCUGCCGCCAAGGCAGUCCUGAAGGGUGCAGGCGCCCGCAAGGUCCGCACUUCGACGACUUUCCACCGCCCCAAGACCCUUGAGCUCUCCCGGUCGCCCAAGUACCCCCGCAAGUCGAUCCCUCAUGGACCCCGCCUCGACUCCCACAAGGUCAUCCUCUACCCCCUCAACACCGAGAGCGCCAUGAAGAAGAUUGAGGAGAACAACACCCUCGUCUUCAUCGUCGACGUGAAGGCGAACAAGAGGCAGAUCAAGAUCGCCCUGAAGAAGCUGUACGAUGUCGAGACCGUCAAGGUCAACACUCUCGUCAGGCCCGAUGGUUCGAAGAAGGCUUUUGCCCGGCUAACCCCUGAUGUGGAUGCCCUGGACAUUGCUGCCACCAAGCUGGCUAUUGUCUAGAUGAUUUGGUUUCUUAUGGGUCUGGGUGAAUGUUUCUGUUUUUACGCGGUGGUUCAUAAACAUCGGUCAUGCAGUUAACUGCCU